AGGUGUAAAGAGGCAGAAAGCUGGAAGGAAGGAGCGCUUCUGCCAGAGACGGAGAAUUCUAAUGCUACCCUGAGUCAAGACGAUCCCCAAAGCGCUCGUGUACUACAUGCCCACGUGCGUGCGUGCACCAGCGGAGCAAAGACCUGAGAGUCGGUGUCUGAGGCAGCACCAGGAGACGCAGAGGGACCGCAGGCAGGGCCCCGGCGAGCGCGCUGCCCUGGCGCUCAGCCCAGUGGCCGCCCACUGGCGGGGGAGCCGGGAAGGGGAGGCGGUGGCCGCGGCGGCGGCGGCAGGGUUUCCCCGGGCUUCCCCUCCCCGGGUCUCAGGCGCCCGCUGCAGGCCCAGCGCGCUGAGGUGGCGCCCGGGCGCUAGGGGUCGGGGAGUUCCAGAGGCGCCCCGGCUUCCCCGGCGGACGCUGCGUUCGAAGCGCCGGGAGCGGCCAGCGCAGCACCCCGGAGCCCCGCGGCCCCGGCGCGAGGUCUGGGCCGAGCCCUCCCCGCCCGCCCCCGCCCGCCCCCGCCCGCCCCCGCCCGCCCCCGCCGGCGCCCGCCUCUCGCCCCCGCCCGCGGCCUGGAGCGCGCCUCCCUCGCCGCUCAGGGUCUGGCGGCGGCGCCGGCUGAGCCGCGGGAGCCGCGGAGAGCGCCAGCAGCCGCUGCGGGAGCUGCUCCGGCCGCACCAUGCGAGAGCUGGCCAUCGAGAUCGGGGUGCGCGCCCUGCUCUUCGGGGUCUUCGUGCAAUUUCUUUCCUCACACCUUUGGCUGUUAUUUGUGUGGUGAAAAUUAUCCGGCGAACAGACAAGACUGAAAUUAAGGAAGCCUUCUUAGUUGCCUUUUCAGGACUCGGUUUUACGACAUUCUACUUGGCGGGAAAGCUGCACUGCUUUACGGAGAGUGGGCGGGGCAAAAGCUGGAGGCUUUGUGCUGCCAUCUUGCCCCUGUACUGUGCCAUGAUGAUAGCCCUAUCCCGCAUGUGUGACUACAAGCAUCACUGGCAAGAUUCUUUCGUUGGUGGAGUGAUCGGCCUCAUUUUUGCGUACAUCUGCUACAGACAGCACUAUCCUCCACUGGCCAACACAGCUUGCCAUAAACCAUAUGUCAGUCUUCGAGUGCCGACCUCGAUGAAGAAAGAGGAGAUGCCCACAGCUGACAGCGCACCAACCUUGCCUCUGGAGGGGAUCACUGAAGGCCCCGUAUGACAAGUGUUCUAGGCUGAUGGACGCUGAGCCCCCAACACACUCUUGCACCCUGACAUUAUAACACAAUGGAAAAGAGUUUGCUGUAGUGUGUUUCUCAUCAGUUGUCUCUCAAAGUUUCCCUUCUGCUUUCAUUUUGCCAAUGGUGUUCUUGCCACUCUAAGUGUCCCCUAGCAGCAGUUUGAGUUUACAAGGUUUGGACAUCAGGAACAAUCUGAGAGCUGUGUGGGAAGGAGGCUGCCCAGAUGGGAUGAGUGUAGCUCAGCUGAUUCUUCCACCUGAAAUGUUUGCUGAAGCAACCACCUUCCUCUGUUUUCAUGGUUGUAAAACAUAAUAAAACCUCAUAUCUGGAA
Molecule: messenger RNA, 1545 nt
Organism: Cavia porcellus (domestic guinea pig)
Lineage: Eukaryota; Metazoa; Chordata; Mammalia; Rodentia; Caviidae
Gene: Plpp4
Product: phospholipid phosphatase 4
Exons: 4
Coding region: 107-1195 (362 amino acids)
Biological process (GO): phospholipid metabolic process; phospholipid dephosphorylation
Molecular function (GO): phosphatidate phosphatase activity
Source: RefSeq, a predicted model, not a curated record